AUGGCAAUCGAGGCUUGUGACUAUUCUGGGGCGUGGGAGUGGUCCGUGGAGUUGUUGGGGGCCAUGAAGGAGAAUGAUUUGCCUCCCAGCAGCUUCCCAUACAGCAGUGUGGUGAGCGCCUGCGACCGCGAUCACCAGUGGACGCGCGUACUUGAACUGUUCCAGGAGAUGCAGGAGUACAAAGUCGAGCUCGAUGCAGUCACCUACAGCUUGUGCAUGGGAGGGAGCGGACGGGUCGAGACGAGGAUGUUCGUGGCGAGAAGCAGGGUGCGGAGAAAGGUAGGCUCGUGGGAGCGCUGCCGGCAGCAGGAGGUCCUCGGCUUGCAGGCCCCCUCCGCCGCUCCCUGGCCGGCGGUGAGCCUCGGGGCGCUCGGCGAGCCGCCCCUCGAGGCGCAGUUGUUUGCCCCAUCCAUGGGCUACUUCAAUGGCGCCACGGACGUUGGCGCCGAGGCCUACAGCAUGAACUGGCCCCUCCAGGGCGUUCUGUGGGACUCCGUGCCGCAACUGCACGACCCCGCCGCGAUGCAGUUCCAUCCGUCGUGCCAG
Prorocentrum cordatum is the source of this 546-nucleotide messenger RNA. The record is from the annotation of a GenBank genome assembly. Lineage: Eukaryota; Dinophyceae; Prorocentrales; Prorocentraceae.